Molecule: messenger RNA, 4288 nt
Organism: Eleginops maclovinus (Patagonian blennie)
Lineage: Eukaryota; Metazoa; Chordata; Actinopteri; Perciformes; Eleginopidae
Product: RING finger domain-containing protein
Exons: 3
Coding region: 3176-3826 (216 amino acids)
Biological process (GO): protein ubiquitination
Molecular function (GO): ubiquitin protein ligase activity
Source: RefSeq, a predicted model, not a curated record
AGCAGAUAAUCAGAUUAAACGUUUAGUGUGUCCAAAUCUGAAUGUAUAAAGUAACUAGUUAAUACAUUUGUAAAAAAAAUUAGUGUCGUAAAACGUACAUUUGCUUCCAAAACAGGAAGUAAAUAAAAUACUCAGUUAGUUCAAGUACAAGUAGGCGACCAGUUACUUUCCACGGCUGACUAUUUUUAAUUGUUAGGCUACUUUUACAUAGUCUGAGUCACUAGGCGACUUCUUCCACCACUUACUGUUACUACCAAACUUUAAGAACUGCGUAAUAAUUUCUCCCUUUAACUUUUAUUCACUUCGCUAUCCGCCCCCACGCUACCACUUCCAAUGCCACUUCUGAACCACAGAGUACUUACUUUCUCCGCCCCUCCGCGGUGAGCUUUUCCCAAUGAACAACCGCCAAACUUUCCUAAACGACCGCCGGAGCACCCUGCCUCUGGAGCCGGGGGAGGCGUCGCUCUCCUCGGCUUGAGUCUCGGGGAACUCCUCGGUGUCGUAACAACCAGGACAGUCGUCUUCCUCCGGGUUAUCGUGCUCUUCCUCCUGGUCUAGGACUCCCGAGGAUAUGAGCCGCUCCAUGACGCUCUCGUCCACUCUCAGCUCGGAUCUCAGCGUCCCGGAGACGGAGGUGGUUUGGCGACACAGCGGACAGACGAUGGGUCCUUGGGGUCGUGAAAGGGCCAGGAGGCAGGACUCGCAGAAGCUGUGUUUGCAGUGGAGUUCCCGGGGACACCGACGACCCGCGUUGUAUGUCCGGUAACAAACCCUGCACUCCUGUUCUGAACACAUGUUGCUUUCUGGUCUGUUGAGUCAGAAUUUAGUGAGGCAAGAGGUGAUGUGUCCAGACUUUAUACUUCAGAAGUACGUGGAAGGAGGAGGUGACCAACUCUUUUAUCUGUGGGCCAAAUAAAACGUAUGAGUCAUUAAAUGACGUCAUAAAUGACGUAAUGAAAUCAAACAUUGUGUAUGGGAUAAAAAGCAUGUAGGCCUUUACAUUUCCUUUAGUUAAAAAAACUGAAUAAGGAAACUUAUCACACAACAACUCUAAAUAAGUCCAAACGUUAUAUAGAACUUUCAUACACAAACUCAAAGUGAUUCACAAACACAAAGACAAUUUCCCAGGUAAUAACACAUAGCUGCGUGAUUUAAAAGAACACAGGACUUAAUAAAAUAAUACUAAAUAAAUAAACAAAAUAUUAAAUAUAUAAUAAAAUAAAUAUGAAAUAUCUCCUGUAUCAGAAAGACCAGGAAUAUAAUGCUUACCAAGUCCAAUUGUUUACAUUUUUUAAAAAUCAAUAAUUGUGAUUUUUAACACAAAUGUUACAUCUUCCAAAGUCUUUAGAGUAAAAAGGACAAAACACAAAGCAAAAAAAGUCCCCCAGUCUUACUACGCCACUUCCACUGUGUGAUCAUCACAUCCUCACUUCAGUUGUUCCAUAAAUAACCCCUUUGACAUUAAGACAAUUAUAUUUAACAUUCCUUCUCGAAAACCGUUUCUUGAAUAUACAACUUAUUUGGGUUUUUCUUAUACAAAGUUAAAGAUUGAGUGACCCCGACCCAGGACAGAUCAAGCUGACCUAAGGCAUAACUAAACAUGUUAAAGAUUAAUCUCAGUUUGUUGGAUUUGGACUCAUUCAUUGGGAGGCCGUAUUUACAGUCAAACUGCUUUUUUUUUAAAGUCCAGUAAAAGAAUAUGGGAACGAUAUCCCUUCUUCUUAUCCGACAGGCACUCCCCACUGACACUGCAGGGGGUGUGUAUGUGUGUGCACACGUGUGUCUGUGCGCAUGUGCGUGUGUGUGACGUCAGUGUAUUCACUAUGGUAAUCCCCAAACAACUAUCCUACUCCUGUCAGUUGUUUCAGCAUGAACUCCUUUCAUGGUAAUUUCCGCUGAAACUUGGCAGACAAUCCCAAAUUGUGUGUGUGCGUGUGCGUGUGCGUGUGUGUGUGUGUGUGUGUGUGUGUGUGUGUGUGUGUGUGUGUGUGUGUGUGUGUGUGUGUGUGUGUGUGUGUGGUUGUGGUUGUGAUUUUCUUGAGUAAACAACAUAAUAUUUACAGUAAAAGGUUCUCUUUCUUUUUUUGCGUAAAUGACCGUAAAAGAAAGAACGAUUUCACGGAACUGUGGAUUACCUACGUGAAAUGUCUAUCCUGUCCUACAACAAUACAUUCUGUACUGUACUUUAGUGAUAGCAACAACAUAAGAGACAGAUUUUAGAUUUCUGUAAUAACUGUGUGUCUUAGAGAGUCGUAGAGUGAGACAUCCCAAAACAACAGUGACACUUAGUUUGAAGAUUAGAGAAAUGCAGGAAAAGCAAAUCUAGACUUUGAUAUUGCUCAUAACAUCUUUAUUGUCUUGGUUAUUGUUUCAAUUUUCCCUAAUGGUGUCAGUUUUAAGUCAGUUUAAAAAUCUGUCUAUUGAGUUUUAGAUUGUCUGGAUUUGAAAACAUGUAAACCUAUAUCUUUAAAUAUCUCUGUUUUUAAGUGACAGUGAUUCCUUUUAGCUAAUCCAAUAUUUUUUGUAAAUGUUUCAUUUUCAUUAAGGACUAUUUUACUAAAAAAAGCAGAGCUCUAUGUUUUAGAAAAUCAGAGUCAGACUGGUAGUUUAAAUAGCAUAGUUUGCGUAUACACACGUUCUGUACAGGACAAGCUAAAAACUAAAUCGAUGAGGGUGAAACAGAAUAUUACUUUGGGUAAUCACUCAAUGCUCUGAACUGUCACUAAUUUACCUUUACAAGUUUUAAGUCAUAGAUGUGAUUCACUACAAUGUGAGAUGACUUCAAAUCAAGGUUAAGGAAACUGUACAAUGUUAAUAAUCACACCCUUAGCCACACACUACUAUUUUAAAACCCCUUCAUGCUGACUGUGUGGAAGCAUAAUAACAUCAUAUGGAGAAUCUGUCAUUUACUAUCUUGUGUGUCCUAGUUACCCUCACAUCACCAAGGGUUUAAUUACUGCCGAGCAAACCACAGAGACGCCUCAUGAGAGAGGAGGACGAGUAAAAUCAGGGAGGGAGACACUGCCAAGAUGAGAUCUGUACCAGCAUGAGGAGAAGUAUGAAUUGUGCGAGAGGAUAUACCGGAACUGAAGGCGGGCAUCAAAGUGUUCUCUGAUCAAAGGGCUGUGCGGUGGAUUUGAGCAAAGAUUCCUCUACUUCACCAACUGCAUCCACCAUGACAGAAAAUGUUGUCCCUGCUACCCAGCAAGGGGACCCAGCUGCUGCAGCACCCAGCCUCAGCAGCACCCCUGGGGACCCGAUGGAUGUGGAGUGUCCCAUCUGCUACCAGGAGUACAACCAGUACACCAAAAGCCCCCGGAUGCUGGAGUGCACGCAUGUUUUCUGCACCGAGUGCCUCCAGAGGAUCCAGCUCUGCCCCUGCGAGCCCUCCAACCCCAGCAGCCCGUCCGCCAUCCCCUGCCCCCUGUGCCGCCACCUCACCCCUCUCCACUCAGGGGACGCCCUCUCCUUACCCUGCAACUCCCGCAUCCUGUCCAGGCUGCCCCCCAUGGCCUACCGCCUGCCCAUGACCAUGGCUACACACCUGGCCACCAUCACCCAGAGAGUGGUGCUGUCCCUGGAGGGCGACAGCAGGGACACUCGCUUCAUCAUCCUGCCCACCGUCAGCCUGCGGGUGCAGCAGAUGCACCCGGAGAGGCCGUACGGGACGGCGCCGGGCAUUGUGGGGGAACAGGAAGUCUUGGAGCAGAGCAAAAGGACGCUGUUCUGUGUGCAGCUGCUGGCCGUCACCUUCUGGGUGCUGUUUGUGAUCACGUGCGUGGUCGGGGUGGUGUUUGGGCCACAUUUCUUUAACAGGAAUCAUUAAUAGGAAGCUUUUCUUAUAGCACAUUUAGCUUAUGAAGUAUAUUAUGAUAUAAAGCACUGUAAAAAGAAGGUUGACACGUGCAUUUGGAAGAGAAUUUUAAACACAAACUUAUUUUCCAUUAUAUUUAGUUGAAUAUAUGUUUGACCACUAUCUACCCUGUUGUUAUGGGACCAAUUUAUAUCCACAUUUUAUUUAUAAAAUACCCAUUUACACCAAUUCUGACUUGUGUACUGCAUAUUUGUUGCGCUUUCAUUAUUGAUAGACUGAUAAAGAGUUCCCUCUAGUGGUGUAUUUGGUGAUGUAUGAGCUGAGAUCAACAUUUUAAAUAAGGACUAAAACUAAAUCUGCUCUGUUUUCACAAGAGUUUAUAAAGUGUUCUCUUUGUGCCUGUUUUUAAUAUCAUUAUAAAGAUUAUAGCUGUCCUGCAGAUGCACAUGUUUGAAUAAAGCGACCUUACACACA